AGAAACGGAUAAAUCAUCUUUUUUCUUUACCUUUUCCUCUUCCAAAACCUCUAGAAUUUCAUUGCAACCUUGUAAAUUCCCUUUUUCUUCUCGUGCAAACAACCAAUUAGGGUUCCCACAUGGACAUCGAUCCCAUUAUUUUAAGUUGGAUUCUCGAAUUCGCUCUUAAACGAUCCGUGGAUGAUUGUAGAUUGAAGUCUAUGCUGGAAACCUUCCCUAUCCCAGAGGACAAUUAUUUUCUGAGGAAAAUGCUUUUAUUGAAGCAACUGGAGUCGGAUAUCUCACGCAAUUCUUUACUUUCGUUGACAACUCUUGAGCACUUGGAAUAUCUCGAAGAACUAGAAUACCGAAGAGGGAUCGAAAAUGUUUCCGAUGCCAUGAAGACAGCAUAUUGCGAAGUCGCAGUGGAAUACACAGUGAAGUAUUUGAGAAAUGAAGAUGGGGAUGGGGGCAAAUUUUGUGACGCAGUGAAGAGUGUGUGGACGUGCAGGGUAAGGAAACUGGAGAAGGAGGUGGAGAAGGGAGGGUUGGGUUCGGACGAGUUGUUUGAUUGGAGGCUUAAGAUGGAGGCUGCAGUGCAGGAUCAUGGUGUUCGUCAGAGGCUGGUAAAAAAGAGUAAGGAUGUUAAUGCAGUCGAUGCACUUAGGGCUUAUUUGAAAGAAGAAAGGGAGGGACGGGGGCCUUCGUUUCUCGAGUUGGUUGCUGAUAAAUUGAAGAAUGAUGAGACACUGAAGAAGUUGCUUGGAUUGGCGAAUGCCAAUCGGAUUUUGCCAAAAGAAACAGUUUUGCAGAGUGUUGAUCCUGGCUCCGCUGUUACUAACGACAACAGAGCAUUGCAAAAAGAUGCAGCAUUGAGUCGGAAACUUAUUGGUAAAAAACAUGCCAGGGUUAGAUCCGGGACUUGUAGAGGAGCUAAGAUUUCUGAAUCUGACUGUUUGGAAGUAUGCCCUGGUAGCAAAUGCAAUUUGCCUCCUACCCCAGAAGUUAAUAGAAUACAGGAAGCUCUUGAAUCAAGUCGUAUGGAUCUUCAAGCAAGCGUAAAGGACCCCCUUCCUAAUGAACUAGAAUUUGCUGAAGAAGUCGUUGAUGCUAUGAGAGGAAGUACAGAUCAUGACCCCAUACAAGAGGAUCAUGUCAAACACAAUACUUCUGCUAUGAAAGUUGCAGGAUUUGUUCGAGCUAAUGGAGGAAAUCCAAGUAAUGGACCGAGACCAAGCUUAAUGGAAAGGAACAGUGCUGCCCGAACUCAUGAGUGGGAUGACUCAAUUGAGAAUUCUUCAGAAGAAUCACCAGAUCAGGGGAGUAGAAUAAAGUUACCAAGCCCAAAGAGAAGGCGUGUAUCUCCUCUGAUUAGUAAUGGAAGUGAACAACCAAAGAAGAGGAGAAGAGUUGGAAAAUGGAAUGCAGAUGAAGAAGAUGCUCUGAGGACUGGAGUAGAGGAGUGUGGAGAAGGAAGUUGGAAAGAUAUUCUAGAAAAGUAUGGCCACAGAUUUGCAGACAGAAGAACUCAAGUUGAUUUGAAGGACAAGUGGAGAAACAUGAAACGCUCUUGAAAACUAGAACAUUUUCUAGUGGAGGUUUAAUCUCCGUAUAUCCUAUUUAUUUUGUCAUGGAGCAGCCGUUCUAAUGAUUCCUGCAGGGACAGAGAUCUAAAUUAUAAUGGCAUUUUUCCUGAGGAUUUGUUGAUAGUAGUAUCACUCUAGAUGGAAAUUAAUGUUGUGAGGUGUAAAUUGAACUCCGCUCGAGAUGCUUGCCGUGACUUACUGAUGUAGUCUUUAUUGUGUUAGCACGGGGCGUUGAAAUUGAGAUUUAUAAUAUCAAGUAUUAACAGUAAAGUUUAAUUAUUUGUUAGCUACAUUUUGCUAUAAUGUUUGAUAAAAAUGGAAAUUCAUU
Molecule: messenger RNA, 1893 nt
Organism: Olea europaea var. sylvestris
Lineage: Eukaryota; Viridiplantae; Streptophyta; Magnoliopsida; Lamiales; Oleaceae
Exons: 5
Coding region: 120-1553 (477 amino acids)
Source: RefSeq, a predicted model, not a curated record